AAUUUCGUAGUUCAUUUUUAACUCUUACUCCCUCUCUGUCUUCUCCUCCAAAAUUCCGAACUUAACGAAACCAAAAUACAGACAGACAAGGAAAUGGAAAACACCACUGUCAUCUCCGGCGACAAGCCCACCGUGAUGGUCACAAACGACGACGGAAUCGAAGGCCCUGGCAUUCUCGCUCUCGUCCAAGUCCUCGUAUCCACCCAUCGCUACAAUGUCCUCGUCUGUGCGCCCGACUCGGAGAAGUCGGCAGUGAGUCACUGCAUCACAUGGCUCCAUCCGAUUGCUGCCAAGAAAGUGCGUAUCAAUGGGGCAACAGUGUUUGCUGUUUCUGGAUCUCCAGCUGAUUGUGCUUCUUUGGGUGUUUCCAAAACGCUUUUUCCUUCAAUUCCUGACCUGGUAAUCAGUGGCAUAAACCAGGGCAGCAACUGCGGUUAUCACAUCGUUUACUCUGGAACGGUGGCUGGUGCCCGUGAGGCCUUUCUUAACGGUGUACCUGCUAUCUCUAUAUCAUAUGAUUGGGUUAGAGGUAAGAGCAACAUUAAUGACUUCACACUUGCUGCGGAGGCUUGCUUACCGAUCAUAAAUGGAGUACUGGUGGAAUUAAGAAACAAAACCUAUCCUCAAAGAUGUUUCUUGAAUGUAGAUCUUCCAUGUAACGUUGCUAAUCAUAAGGGGUAUAAGCUGACUAAGCAAGGCAAAAGUAUGAUAAAAAUGGGGUGGAGGCAAGUUACUUCGGACACGGAAGGCGGAAAAAUGUUGUCAACAAUGGUAAAUUCAACUGCAUCAGCUGAAAGUGAUACAUCAACCACGCCAGCUGAAAAUCUUUACUUCGCCAGAGAAGUAAGGGGUGCCCAAGUUGAUGAGGAUGAUAAUGACCACUGCUUUCUUCAAGAAGGAUAUAUUACUGUCACUCCUCUUGGUGCCAUAACAAAUGCUGAGAUAGACUGCCACACCUACUUAAAAGAGUGGCUUCCAAAAGUGGUGGAGCGUUCCCUCUCCAUCAGCUUUAUAAAGCUAUUAAAGCACCUGGUUAGUAUAACAGAUUUCUGGAGGGAAUUUUCACGCUAACGUACGGAUCCAGCAAAUUUCUGGAUGAGUGCUACUCUGAACAGGGUUUUCAGUUUGACUCUUGACAUUAUAUAUACUAAAACUCAGUUGAGUUUUAGCACUCUUCAGCAAUAGUAAAAGAGCGGAAAUGCUCCUGAUUUUUUGGGUCCAUUACCAUUAUGCUGCCUACUUCACACAAUAAAAUACCUGUAUUGCCCAUGA
Molecule: messenger RNA, 1272 nt
Organism: Pyrus x bretschneideri (Chinese white pear)
Lineage: Eukaryota; Viridiplantae; Streptophyta; Magnoliopsida; Rosales; Rosaceae
Product: 5'-nucleotidase SurE-like
Exons: 10
Coding region: 94-1071 (325 amino acids)
Cellular component (GO): cytosol
Molecular function (GO): nucleotidase activity
Source: RefSeq, a predicted model, not a curated record